AUGGAAACUGUCUAUGCCAUUCAUAAUUUUUACGCUGAAAAUGAUGAUGAACUUACGUUUAAAGUUGGUGAUCCGAUCUUAGUAUUGGAAAAAGAUGAAAUGUAUUGGGAUGGCUGGUGGCAGCCUAGAAUACAAAAGCCUUCCGCAAAUGAAACAAUUGUCGAUAUACAAAGCAAAUUACAUCAACUUGUGGCAAAGAAACAUCAAAAAAACAAUUCUGAUCUAAAACUGGACACUUCCAGUUUUAAAUCUAAUUCUGCUCCAAAGGAUCCUGAUGAAAGAGAUAAACUGGAAUGUCCACUUC
This is a messenger RNA of Racocetra persica, 304 nucleotides long. Lineage: Eukaryota; Fungi; Glomeromycota; Glomeromycetes; Diversisporales; Gigasporaceae. The record is from the annotation of a GenBank genome assembly.